GCUGCCAGCUGUCAGCGGUCCUGCAGUAAGCACAGGGUAAGGAGAGGAGGUGCUGCUGAGGUCCCAGGGGAGGGUCCAUGCCACUGAGAGAAAUGAACGAGGCACACAGAAAACGAGAAAGAGUUACAUAGAAGAGGAGAGUUUCUUUCCAGACAUUAUCAGAGUUACCAUCAGCGCUGUAGCUGCCUUUCGCCAGUGUCUCCUGUUUCAGCACCACCAAGCAGCGGACAGUUCCCGGCACCAUUCUUGCCAGGAGCAGCUGCAAGACUUCACUCACAUCUCCAGUUAAUCGCCCUCCUGAAUCCAUUAUCUCACUGUAAACCAUAGGUUUCCUACAGUUUAUUCUCCAGGGGACCCUGCAGCACAAUGUACCAGGGACAUAUCCAGGGGAAAAGCUCUAGGGCAGCAGAUAAGGCUGUUGCUAUGGUGAUGAAGGAGAUACCGAGGCAGUCGUCUGCAGAGGAAAAGCCCCUCCUUACUAUCACAUCACAGCUGGUGAAUGAACAACAAGAGAGCAGGCCUCUUCUCAGCCCAUCUAUUGAUGACUUUCUGUGCGAAACCAAAUCAGAAGCAAAGGCCAGGCCAGUAACUUCAAAUACAGCAGUGUUAUCACCAGGGCUGGAUCUUCUUGAUUUGAGUGAACCCAUUCCAUCAACUCAGAGUAAAGGGAAGAAGUCAGAAUCUGCUCUUAAGGGUGAAGCCUCCAAAGGACAAUCCGUUAAAAAGAAGGUUGAUGAGUCUGAUUUCAUAAAAUCUGAGGUUGAAAGAAGCACAAAGAGUGUCAAAAUUCCAGAGAAAGCAACAUUGGAUUUAGUACACAUUCAGACACAGUUGGAAAAAUGGGGUGAUGGGUGUUUUCGAGGAGAUAAAAGCAGCGAGGUUCAUCGGGGCCUGGAAAGAAAAUCAUCAUCUAAGGCAUCUUCUAAAGAGCUCUUAUGGUCUGCAGAUGGUAGAUCACAAGCUGAAUCAGUCAGGGACAGGAAUAAUGUAGUGGAGACUGUGCAAGCAUCUGACAUAGAAUUAGCACCUGCUGCAAAAGGACAGUUAUGCAGAGAGUCACGCUUGGGAAGAGCAAGCCUGUCCAGAAAUCAAUCACUAGAAGAAGAAUUUGAAAGAGCUAAGGCUGCAGUUGAGUCAGACACUGAAUUUUGGGAUAAGAUGGAAGCUGAAUGGGAAGAGAUGGCAAGACGGAACUGGAUAACUGACAAUUCGAACUCAUCUAACCAGUCUGGAACUUCUUCCAAAGAAACAGGCUACUAUUUCCACAUGGAUAAUCCUUUUAGGGAAUGUUUCGCAGCCUUUGAAGAAGGGAUGAAGAAACUAAAAGAAGGGGAUUUGCCUAUGACCAUCCUAUACCUGGAAGCUGCCAUUUUACAGGACCCCAAUGAUGCUGAGGCCUGGCAGUACCUUGGCAUCACACAGGCCGAGAAUGAAAAUGAACAGGCAGCCAUUGUAUCUCUACAAAGGUGCUUACAGCUACAACCAAAUAAUUUGAAAGCGCUCAUGGCCCUGGCUGUCAGCUAUACCAAUAUCGGACACCAGCAGGAAGCAUACAAAGCUCUGAAGAUGUGGAUGAAGCAGAACCCAAGAUAUAAGUACCUAGUGAAGAGUAAAUCUGAAUCUCCGUCAUUGAUGCGAAGGAUGUCAAAAACUUUAAGCGAAAGUGGUUCGCUGGAGGAGGUGAAGGACUUAUAUCUGGAGGCAGCACAUCAGAACGGAAACCUGGUAGAUCCAGACUUGCAGACUGGACUCGGAGUCUUAUUCAACCUCAGUGGAGAGUUUGAUAGAGCUGUGGAUGCUUUCAACUCUGCCUUAAUGGUCCGACCAGAGGACUACUCAUUGUGGAACCGCCUGGGAGCAACAUUAGCAAAUGGAGAUCGAAGUGAAGAAGCUGUAGAAGCCUACUCAAAAGCACUGGAAAUUCAGCCAGGUUUUAUUAGGUCCAGAUACAAUUUAGGAAUAAGCUGCAUUAACCUUGGGGCCCACAGGGAAGCUGUUAGCAACUUCCUUACAGCUCUAGGUCUGCAGAGAAAAAGUAAGACUCAGCAACAAGCCCAACACCCUGUAAACUCAGGCAACAUCUGGGCCGCACUCAGAAUAGCUCUGUCAAUGAUGGACCAACCCGAACUCUUUCAUGCCGCCAAUGUAGGAGACCUGGAUGUCCUCUUACGAGCUUUCAAUAUAGAAUUAUGAAGCAAUGUCUGGACCUCAAAACAUUUUUACAAACUACAUAGUGUUCGCUGCAGUUGGGCAUGAUAUUCAGUACUUCCAUUACCAGAUGAUAACUUGGCUUUUUUUUUUUUCUGCCCAAAGCUCGCUGGGUUAUAUCUGACACAAAAAGCACAAAAAAACGGGGAAAUGUAGAUAAAGCCGAUUUUAUAAAACGUUUAAAAAUCUUUCCAAUAAUAAAUAUUUACAUAGAAAUGUUCUUAUAGUAAACAAGACUGAUGUACAGGAGUCUUAGUUUAUUUUCAGGCAUUUGAUGAAGACAUCUAGGACAGGUGCCUGGUGGACGUGAAUCACACUUCAUCAGAUGUCCGCAGUUAGAAGACGUUUUAUACACCAACCAGCACUGCAACCACCUGCGGUGUAUAGAAGAACUCCUGAUCAGUGCAUGAGGAUCUAUAUAUUGUACACAGUCUGUAUGGCCUUUAAUCAUGUUAGUAGAUAUGGAGUAGUUUUAUUAGUACUGUUUUGCAUAUCCUGCUGGAGUAUAAACAUACCAGCACCUUCCAAGAAAAAUACCACGUAUAUAUGAUCCAACACACUUCACAAUAAACCCCACAGCAAUGAAGUGUGCACAAGACAGCACUGUCAGAACAACUCCAAUUGCCUUUGCUAACCAAUAUAUCAACUGUACUGUCCGCAGGUAUAGCCAACUGCCAAAUCUCUACACAAACAGAAAGUUGCACUGACUGAGGCUAUGACAUGCCUGCUUGUGACUAUACAUUUGCACUUUAGUAUAUUGUUUAUUUAUGCAAUGUGUUUGCGUUAGUAGCAUUAAAGGAUUGAACAAUCUGGCCACUAUGGCAGAUAGGACCAAAUAUAUACUACUUUGAUAUUUUGUAUUUUGUUAGUUUAUUAAUAUUGUGUAAUCAGACUUAAAAUUGUGUUGGAGUAGAAAAUGACCAGAGAUUAUAAUAGAUGCCUUACUAUAAAUCCAUGACAGACAAGCACUCUGUGGCCCUCUAAUUGUGGCAAAUUACAAGAUCAACAUACUUUGCCAGCCAGGGAGUAGCUGUGCAUCCUGGGACUUGUAGUUCUGUUAUUACGUGUAGCAUGCCACAGGUUGUUUUACUCUAAUGUAGACACUGAGUUGUGUAAACAAUGGAAUCAGAAGUGGUUUACUAAACCCAUUGAUUUGUAUUAUUUUCAUACAUAGCUAUGAGACUCAGCCUUAUGCAAAUCAUAGUUCAUACUGUAUUAACACUGCCAAAAAAAUAAUUCCAAAAACAAAUAUUUUAUAUUCUUUUUGUUUUAUUGCAAAGGAAACUUCAACCAUGUUGAGACAGUAUUAAUAUUUAUUCAGUCCCUUGAAUGGCGUUUGUUAUUAACAUGGGCCUGUCAUCGGUGACCAUACAAUCAGAGAGGAUUUAUUUAUUUCACCCUAUAUUAAAAACAGGAAAUGAGUUUCAUAUUAUUUCCCCAGAGCUACAGUCACAAGGACCAGUAACUAAACAGAUUUAAUAAUAGGUGAAAAGGUAAAAGCAUCUUUGGCACAAAUUAAGUAGAGUUAAUGAUGUACUAUUAAACCCAUAAACAUGAAUUAGCUGUGGUAGGUACCCAUGCAUUACUCUGUCUAACACACUGUACUUUUCUAUUCAUAGAUAUCCCAAUUCAUAAUGUCUAUAGUACAUUCAGGGUCAGACUGGCCCACUAGGGUACCAGGGAAACCACUGGUAGGCCCCACUGCCUGAGGGCCCACUCCUUCCUUUAGGGAUCAGGUUCCAGACUGUGCACUUGUAUUAUAGGGAUCAGUACGAAAUCUCGCUGGACGGGAUCCCGGCGGUCGAAAUACCGACACCGGAAUCCCGACCAGCAGAAUCCCGACAGGGGUGGCGAGCGGAAUGCAGCCCCUUGCAGGCACGGUGCCUCGCUACGCUCGGCACACUAUUUUAUUCUCCCUCUAUGGGUGUCGUGGACACCCACGGAGGGAAAAUAUGUCGGGAUUGUGCCGGUUGGAAUUCCGGUGUCGGUAUAUCUACCGCCGGGAUUUCGUCCGGUGGAAUCUUGACCGCAUCCCGUAUUAUACACGGUAGAUAUGUUGCAUUACACUGCACUAAACUAUUGUGUAUUUCAAGCCUCUGUGGAGGUUGGCCACACCCCCUUUGUAGGCUGGCCACACCCAUAAGUAUAGGCCCCUAUAACUGCAUCCCCCCGGUGGGCCCUUCAUGCCCCAGUCCGACACAGAGUACACUUAUGUGCACCUCUUGAUUCAUCCGAAAAACAAACCCAUAAACAUUUGUGUGGUAUUAGUUGUAAUCUUUAAAACACAAAAGUUAUCCAUUUCAUCAUUAUUCAAUCUACCAACAAUACCGAAAACAAUGAAUCCAACUUUGUAAGUUAAAAACUAAUAGCAUAUUUCCUUCCUUGCAUUAUGCUGCCAACAAAACCUGCUGCCUGUGAGGACAGUGGGUAAUGCAGCCAGAGUGGGGCCAAUUUAUGUCCUUGUCACUUUUUCCCAUAGUUUCCAGAACCACCACAUUUGUAAAGUGACAGUGUUUAUAUCUGGACACACACUUGACGAGGUAACAUUGGCAUGUCAUGGUUCUAAUAUGUUAUGUUUUAUGUAGCAGCAUAAAACAGGGAUGAUCAAGGAUCUCAUCUAUCUGAAUCAGGAUCUAAUGUCUACUUGUUGUAGUCAAUGACUGUAAUAUUGUGUCAUACAGAAAUGAUUGAGUUUCUCUCUCUCUCUCUCUCUCUCUCUCUCUCUCGCUACUCAUGCCUCAUUUUGAUUAGCUUCCUCCUCUUUGCUGCAGAGCUAUGAUUGCAGUGCCUUUUCUAAAAAUAACUCUUAAUUUGAUUGCUCUGCUAUUUUUAAAGGGACUGAUUCAUGUAGAUAAUAAUGUUUUAGCUAAAUAUACCUACAGUAUAUAACCAGCCUUUCCAAUCUGAUAUCAAGAUGUUAACAACUGCCCUGCUUCUCUUUUUUUUACAUUGCAAAGAACUGUUGUGUCCAUGCAGAGACACCAGGUCAUGGACACAACAGUCACAACACAUAAAUAAGCAUCUUUCUACUGCGUGGGUGAACUUAUGCUUGCAUCCAUAUGGAAAUUUGGUCACAUCUCACACUUAGGGCUCCCUAUACUGAGAGAGAAGAUGGUGCUGGGAAACGUAUCCUGAGUACAGUAAGGGUUAGUGCACAUAAACACGACCAAUUUAGACCUGAGAGUAGACACAUGGGGCCAAAUGUAAUAGAGUGAGAGUUUCAGAAAGUGAGAGAUUUGGUAAGGUUUAGCAGUUUGUUUUUUUUAGUGCCAAUCACUUACACUGCAAAACCAGGUUGAUCUUGUUGUGUAAAUGAUUGCAACUUUAAAAAAAAACCUGCAAAACCUUACCAAAUCUCUCACUUUUUUAAACUCUCACUCUAUUACAUUUGGCCCAUAUAUGCCUGUGUGGAGGUCUAAAGGGCCCCAUACACUACAUUGACAUGUCGGAGGCUAAAGUCGGAUGCGAUUUCCCUUGAAGUUCCCGGCAGCUUUCCAGCCAUGCCUGCUGUUCCGACAUAGGCCCUCAUUCCGAGUUGUUCGCUCGCAAGCUGCUUUUAGCAGCAUUGCACACGCUAAGCCGCCGCCUACUGGGAGUGAAUCUUAGCUUAGCAAAAUUGCGAACGAAAGAUUCUCAAAAUUGCGAAUAGAAAUUUCUUUGCAGUUUAUGAGUAGCUCUAUACUUACUCUGCCACUGCGAUCAGUUCAGUCAGUUUCGUUCCUGGUUUGACGUCACAAACACACCCAGCGUUCGCCCAGACACUCCCCCGUUUCUCCAGCCUCUCCCGCGUUUUUCCCAGAAACGGUAGCGUUUUUUCACACACUCCCAUAAAACGGCCAGUUUCCGCCCAGAAACACCCACUUCCUGUCAAUCACAUUACGAUCACCAGAACGAAGAAAAAACCUUGUAAUGCCGUGAGUAAAAUACCAAACUUCUUAGCAAAUUUACUUGGCGCAGUCGCAGUGCGAACAUUGCGCAUGCGCAAUUAGCGGAAAAUCGAUGCGAUGCAAAGAAAAUUACCGAGCGAACAACUCGGAAUGAGGGCCAUAGAGUGCAGCACUAACGACCUAGGGGCUCCGAUCCGAUGCUCACAGGACCGUGCAUCGGAUCGGAUGAAAAACACAUCCGAUUUGCCACUUUUCAUCUGAUUUAUCGGGCCGAAAGGUCGAAAUCGGAUGAAAUCGGGCCUUAUCGUCCUAGUGUAUGGAACCCUUGACUCUUGACAAUAUUUGGCCCCUGGAGUAAAAUAUGCAAGGAUGAUGAUGAUGAUGAUGAUGAUGAUGAUGAUGAUGAUUGCUCAGCACACAUCUCUCCCAUCAGCACCCCCCUUAAGGGGUCUAUGUACUAAGCCUUGGAUGGAGAUAAAGUGGACAGAGAUAAAGCACCAGCCAAUCAGCUCCUAAUUACCAUCUUACAGGCUGUGCUUGAAAAAUGACAGCCAGCAGCUGAUUGGCUGGUACUUUAUCUCUGUCCACUUUACCUCUGUCCAAGGCUUUAUCUCUGUCCACUUUGCCUCCGUCCAAGGCUUAGUAAAUAGACCCCUAAGUUAUCACACUUUACAUUACAGUAUUAUAUUGUGUACAAAUUGGGUAGUAUUAAUGACUUUAGCAUCUCUAUGCUAAUGUUACUCCUGACGUAAACCAAGUAUAUAAGCUACUGUUACAGCUAGAAGCAUCUUUAGCUGUGUUCAGCUCAGCAUAAAUCAAGUAAAUUGCAUCUUGUUUUCAGACACAAGUCACGGCAGCAUUUUGUAUGUAAAAUGCAUCCAACUGUACAUGAGGGGUGGUCUUCAGUUUGCCGGCUGUCAGGAUCCCAGCGCACAGUAUACCGGCGCCGGAAUCCCGACAGUCGGCAUACCAACACUUUUUCUCCCUCUUGGAGGUCCACGACCCCCCCUGGAGAGAGUAGAUAGCGUGGCGCGCAUAGCGUGCCACCGUGUCCGCAGCUUGGUGAGCGCAGCGAGCCCACAAGGGGCUAAUUUGCGCUCGCCACGCUGUCGGUAUGCCGGCGGUCGGGAUUCCGGUGCCGGUAUGCUGGUCGCCGGGAGCCCGGCCGCUGGCAUACCCUACUACACCCAUACAUGAGCCCCUAAAUGAGGAGAGAGACGGGGGAGAGGCUGUGCAUUGAUUUGCUAACCCACGCGGUGCUUACCUGCAGAGGAAAAUAAAUACUUUCCAACCUUUUACCAUUACAUAUACUUGCUUCUUCAUUUACUGUAAGUGGUUUACCCAUACAUAGGAAAUAGUGUAGGAACCAAUUUUUAAAAUAUAAUAUAAUGAGCGGAAUAUAAUGCCAUCCGAGUUCGGAUGGCGUGCGGGAUGCCGGCCGGACUCGGACGUUGUUUUAAAGGGGCGAUUAUUUACAAGGCAAAACCAUGUCUUGUAAGUGAUUGCUCCUUUAAAAAAUUGCCCGAGUUCAGCCGGCAUCCCGCACGGCCGCCGAACUCAGGCGGCAUUACAUCCUGCCCCAAUAAAGGCUUUUUAGUCUCAAUUUCACAAAGACAGAAAUUAGAUCAAAGUAACAUUCAUUAUAACAGACCAAUUCGCCUGAUCAAUUCUAAAUUCAUAUUUGUUGAUGCAAUAUUUUUAACUCUAAAAAUGCACAACUAUCUGGAUGCAAGCUAUUGCUUUAAUUUUAAUAAUGUAGAUUGAGGAUGCUUACACAUACUGUAUAUUCACAAUACAUAUGCAGAGUUAUGAUGUUAAGUGUGGGUACAAUGAGAUAAGGUCGGGGAAAAAAGUACAGUAUUUCCUUAUUCCAGCAAAUAUUUUGUGUGAAACUAUAGUUAUAUCAUUCAUUCUUGAUCAGAGUCUGCUUCUUGUGCAGUGAUUACCAAUGCCCCAUAAAAAUAAAAAUGUAUCCCAAACACAUGCCAUAGACAUCUACAUUCACAUUAGGAGACAUCUGGAACCAUAGGGUGACAUGAAAAGUUCCAGGUCCCGGUACUUGAAAGGGGCGUGGGUAGUUGUGUGUGUAUA
Pseudophryne corroboree (corroboree frog) is the source of this 8186-nucleotide messenger RNA. It is a transcript of the gene PEX5L, whose product is annotated as peroxisomal biogenesis factor 5 like. The transcript is spliced from 14 exons. Gene Ontology annotation, cellular component: cytosol; peroxisomal membrane. The record is from RefSeq and is a predicted model, not a curated record. The coding region runs from base 367 to 2193 and encodes 608 amino acids. Gene Ontology annotation, biological process: protein import into peroxisome matrix, docking. Gene Ontology annotation, molecular function: protein binding. Lineage: Eukaryota; Metazoa; Chordata; Amphibia; Anura; Myobatrachidae.